ACACACGCACUCUCUCGCGCGCACAGACACACAGACACACACGCACACAAGUUCCUUGGAAUUCCUUGGAGUGACGUUGAAGGAGCCAUACAAAUAGGACCCCAAACAACGUAUCUCAGACAGUUGACUGGCGAGGAAACUGAAUUGCCAACAGCAGUAGCCAAGAAGUAACCGCAUCAGAGAUAAUGGCAGCGUAUUUGGACCUUGGCAGCUGGGACUUGGCAUGCGCCCUCAAUAACGCUGAGCACCACACUGAGCUCAAUGGAGUGGAGCGCCUGAUCGUGAGAAGAGGCCAGAAGUUUACCAUCAACCUGAACCUGCGCUCUGGAGGCUACGAGCCGGGCAAACACUCUCUCACCCUCACCGCAGAGACAGGACCUCAGCCAUCGGAGGAGUCGUGCACCAAGGCCGUGUUCUGUGUGAGUGAUGACGCGGACAAGACGAAAUGGAGCGCCACUGCCAGCAGUCCCUCUUCAGGCACACUCGCCCUGGCCAUCAGCGCCGCACCAGACGCGCCCAUCGGCCGCUACUCGCUGACCCUGGAUCAGUUCGGCUAUAGGGUCAGCCUGGGCGAGUUUUUGCUGCUCUUCAACCCCUGGUGUCCCAGAGAUUCCGUGUAUUUGGCUGAUGAGGAGGAACUGAAAGAAUACGUUCUCUCUCAGGAUGGGAUUAUUUUCAGGGGCACUUACAAAUAUCCCAUAGGCAGCGCAUGGGAAUUUGGACAGUACGAGGCAGGGAUCCUGGACGCAUGUCUGCGGAUUCUGGAAGUGAGUCCAAAAUGCCUACAGAACCCAGGAGAGGACUGCUCUGCCAGAAGCAACCCUGUGUAUGUGACCAGAGUCAUCAGUGCCAUGGUGAACUCUAACGGGGAUUAUGGGGUGCUGACGGGGAAGUGGAAGGAGCCGUUUGAGGAUGGCAUGAGCCCCAUGUCCUGGAGGGGCAGUGUUGGGAUCAUGCAGCAGUGGCACCAGUCCGGCUGCAGGGCCGUGCGCUACGGCCAGUGCUGGGUGUUUGCCGCCGUGUCCUGCACAGUGGCUCGUGCUCUGGGCAUUCCAUGCAGGGUCAUCACCAACUACCUCUCUGCUCAUGAUACCAACCAAAACCUGGUGAUCGAGCGCUACAUCGACGAGAAGGGUCAGCCUGUCAACCGCACCAAAGACAGCAUAUGGAACUACCACUGCUGGGUGGAAUCCUGGAUGACCCGGCCUGAUCUCUCUGCUGGUUACGAUGGCUGGCAGGCCAGUGAUUCCACACCACAGGAGAAGAGUCAGGAUGUGUAUUGCUGUGGCCCAGUCCCUCUCAAGGCCAUAAAAGAGGGUCAGCUGAACAUGAAAUACGACGCUCCGUUUGUGUUUGCCGAGGUGAACGCCGACGUGAAGACCUUCAUGAAGAAGCCCAACGGCGCCACCGAAGAGGUCAUCAGCGCCGCCUUUGUAGGCCAGCGCAUCUCCACCAAGAGCGUGGGCAGUGACCAGAGGGAGGAUAUCACACACUUGUACAAAUACAGAGAGGGAUCUGAGGAGGAAAGAGAGACCUUCAAGAAAGCCGAACACCUGAACAAGCUCCAGCAGGACAAGGAUGUUGGGCUGGAUCUCAAGAUCAAGGUCAGUCCAUCCAUGAUGAAGGGCUGCGACUUUGACGUGUUCGCUGUGGCCAAGAACAACACGGCGACCGACAAGAAGUGCCGCCUGAUCUUCGCCUCCCGCGCCGUCUCCUACAGCGGCAUCCUCGGAGACGACUGCGGCUACAAGGACCUGCUCAACGUGGAGCUUCCACCCGGAGGAGAGCGGUCAGUGCCCCUGCGGCUGAACUACAGUAAGUACUGUGACUCUCUGACCGAAGACAACCUGAUCCGCCUGGUGGCUCUUCUCCAGGACCGAGGAACCGGCGACACGAUCCUGACCGUCAGAAACAUCAUCCUGGAGAACCCCGAAAUCAAGAUCAGGGUUCUGGGGGAGCCCAAGGUGAACCGUAAAUUGGCUGCAGAGAUCACGGUGAAGAACCCUCUGCCUAUUCCUCUCAAUGGCUGCUGCUUCAAGGUGGACGGAGCCAACCUCACAGGAGGCAAAACCAUCACUGAGAGACUGCCGUCUACGGUGGAGGCGGGCCAGGAGGCCAAGGUCAAAGUGUACUUCACACCAACCCACUGGGGCCUGAGGAAACUGGUGGUGGAUUUUGACAGCGACAAGCUCUGCCACGUCCAGGGUUACAGGAAUGUGAUCAUCGGAAAGUAGCUCUGCCGUCAUUUGUAUAUAAAGCAAAAAAGACUCAAACAUUUAAUGUAAUCGUAAGGUAAUGCCAUUGUAAAUGGCAUUUUAUAUUUUAUAUAAGAGAAUCUAAACUUAAAUCGUGGGACAGCAUUGGAGAGAAAAUGAAGACGAAGGCAUAUCAUAAAGAGCCUUUGGUUUGAAAGUCUUUUUGAAAGAAAUGUUGAAAUAUGUUUUCUAAGUCGCUUUGGAUAAAAGUGUCUGCCAAAUACCCUAACCAUUGGAGGAUAAUGUAUUUGAAAGGAAGUUCUCCCAGAAAAAGUUACUUUUAUACUCCAUGUCUUCUACUGUUAAAAGACAUACAUUUUUCUUGUAUACUCUGCUUUAUGUCUUGCAGCAUUUGAAAAUCAUAACAGGAAAAGCUAUCAAAUGUAUCUAGUAUUUGUUUGUCAUGACACAGAGAUUUAAUAAGAUUUCCAUGAAAUACACAUGACAUUGUGUAUUUAUGUGUUUUUAUUAAAAAGACGUUGAAAAAUG
This is a messenger RNA of Clupea harengus (Atlantic herring), 2744 nucleotides long. RefSeq names its product protein-glutamine gamma-glutamyltransferase 2-like. Gene Ontology annotation, molecular function: protein-glutamine gamma-glutamyltransferase activity. Gene Ontology annotation, cellular component: mitochondrion. The record is from RefSeq and is a predicted model, not a curated record. NCBI's taxonomy places the organism in Eukaryota, Metazoa, Chordata, Actinopteri, Clupeiformes, Clupeidae. Gene Ontology annotation, biological process: peptide cross-linking.